CAUCCUGUCUCUGCUGUCACGCUUUCUCCCUUCAAUGAUUCAAAGCUUCUUCAUGCAAGUUACAUUUUUCUCACCUCCAUUGCACUUUUCGGUGUCUGUCCGGCUUCAAUUUUCCAGCAUGAUAACCACCACCAAAGCUGGCGGGUCUGGACUCACAGGAAUUUAAGUGAACAACAUAAAACAACUUCAUGACCAGAAAGCCUCAUCCGACAAGUUUUCAGCUGGAUUUGGUUGGCAACAAAUCUUGAUUGGUGGGUCGGAAAAUCUGAGUGAAAAGAUGAAUAGUGUGUAUUGGGAGAGAAAGACGAUAUAAAUAUUAAAGGUGGGUUGUUGUAGAAAUCUGUCUAGUUUGAGAAUUUUUCAAGUUGCAUGGAAUUAUAGAAGAUCCUGCAUAAGGAAGUAAGUAGUGGGGAAUUUUGGUUUUCUGUGUUCUUUUUGACAGUUGGAGAUGGUGGGGAGCAUUGAGGCUGUGAAUCGUAAUUUAUACUCGAACGGAUCUGUUCAGAACUUUAAUGCAUUGGAGGAGAAGCUUGACGAGCUCCGAAUCCGCCUUGGAAAGGCUAAUGGUGAUCCUUUGAGAAUUGUUGGUGUCGGUGCGGGUGCAUGGGGCAGUGUUUUUGCUGCUGUGUUGCAGGAUAGCUAUGGUCAAUUUCGAGACAAGGUUCAGAUAAGGAUAUGGAGAAGACCGGGAAGAGCUGUUGAUAGAGCCACAGCUGAACAUCUUUUUGAAGUGAUCAACUCGAGGGAGGAUGUGUUGAGGAGGUUGAUCCGGCGUUGUGCGUAUUUGAAAUAUGUGGAGGCAAGGCUGGGGGAUCGAACUCUUUAUGCCGAUGAGAUUUUAAAAGAUGGAUUUUGUUUGAACAUGAUCGAUACCCCUCUGUGUCCUUUGAAGGUUGUAACCAGUUUACAGGAGGCUGUUUGGGAUGCUGAUAUUGUGGUGAAUGGCUUGCCAUCAACGGAAACAAAAGAGGUGUUUGAAGAGAUAAGUAAUUAUUGGAAGGAAAGAAUCACAGAUCCUAUUAUCAUCUCUUUGGCGAAAGGUAUUGAGGCUGCACUGGAACCUCUCCCGCAUAUCAUAACUCCCACGCGAAUUAUUCAUCGGGCGACUGGUGUACCUAUAGAGAACAUACUUUAUCUGGGUGGCCCAAACAUUGCCUCAGAAAUCUACAACAAGGAAUAUGCUAAUGCUCGAAUAUGCGGAGCUGAGAAGUGGAGAAAACCUCUUGCAAAAUUCUUAAGGCAACCCCAUUUUAUUGUCUGGGACAAUAGUGAUCUUGUUACACAUGAAGUCAUGGGUGGCUUAAAGAAUGUCUAUGCCAUCGGAGCAGGGAUGGUAGCAGCUCUCACAAAGGAAAGUGCUACCAGCAAAUCUGUAUACUUUGCACAUUGUACCUCGGAGAUGAUAUUUAUCACUCAUUUGCUGGCGGAAGAGCCCGAGAAACUUGCAGGGCCUUUGCUGGCUGACACAUAUGUAACCUUGUUGAAAGGUCGCAAUGCGUGGUAUGGGCAAAUGUUAGCCAAAGGAGAACUAAACCGGGAUAUGGGUGAAAACAUCAGUGGCAAGGGAAUGAUUCAGGGUGUCUCUGCAGUCAAAGCAUUUUAUGAACUUCUCAGUCAGUCGAGCCUAAAUGUGUUGCAUCCUGAGGAAAACAAGCCUGUUGCUCCCGUAGAGCUCUGCCCCAUCUUGAAGACACUAUAUAAAAUAUUGAUAACAAGGGAGCAAUCAUCACAAGCUAUUCUUCAAGCGUUGAGGGAUGAAAUGAACGAUCCCAGGGAACGCAUUGAGAUUGCACAGAGCCAUGUCUUCUAUAGGCCUUCCCUUCUCGGACAGCCUUUGACUAGUUUCCGGUUGCAAGAUAAAGUGGUAAUAUAAUCCCUGUGAAAGCAUGGUAUCACAGGACUGCAUGGUGAAAAUAAGCAUGUUGGUUUCGAUAAAUGUUAAUCAUAUAUAUAACUUAUUUUUGCUUCCUAAGGAUAUGAUAGCUUGGUUUUUGGUUGUGAACUUGCGAGUAGCCCAAUUGAUUUUCAUAGCUCUUGUAUGGGAGCUGGAUUUGCAUUGUUUUGUGUAUCAUAUUAUUAAGAUACAAAAAACCGAUGUAUCACAUAUUUGUAUAGAUGAAGGCAUACCAUUUUCCGACCAUACGGUAACAGAAAAACAUCGUUUUUAGGU
This is a messenger RNA of Malus domestica (apple), 2170 nucleotides long. RefSeq names its product glycerol-3-phosphate dehydrogenase [NAD(+)] GPDHC1, cytosolic. The record is from RefSeq and is a predicted model, not a curated record. Lineage: Eukaryota; Viridiplantae; Streptophyta; Magnoliopsida; Rosales; Rosaceae. Gene Ontology annotation, molecular function: NAD binding; glycerol-3-phosphate dehydrogenase [NAD(P)+] activity. Gene Ontology annotation, biological process: carbohydrate metabolic process; glycerol-3-phosphate catabolic process. Gene Ontology annotation, cellular component: cytosol; glycerol-3-phosphate dehydrogenase (FAD) complex.